Molecule: messenger RNA, 309 nt
Organism: Sordaria macrospora k-hell
Lineage: Eukaryota; Fungi; Ascomycota; Sordariomycetes; Sordariales; Sordariaceae
Source: RefSeq, a predicted model, not a curated record
AUGUGCACCCAAGCAAUAACCCAAUCCCUCUGCUCCCACUGCAAGGAGCUUCUCCUGGAAAUAACCACCGAAGAGCGCUGCACCAAAGUCAUCCAAGCGCAAGCCUACACCUUCUCGUGCGGCACCAAGAGGACGAGCAGAGCCAAAGAGUACCCGAGGAAAUGUGCGAACUGUGUGAAGAGGGAGCAAUCGGGGAAGGGGAUGGAGAGAUCUGCAUCGACGUACCUGUUGAGCCCUAUCGUCGCUGGUCGUGGUAUCCGCUGCCACUCUUGCCCGUCUCUUUGGCAGCUGGGAGGACGGAGUCGAUAA